GCAAUUGCAGAAGUUUACAAGAAUGACGGUAACGAGGAGUAUAAGAAGAAGAAUUUUUACGGCGCCAUUUACUUCUACACUGAAGGAAUUGGAAUGAACUGUAAAGAUAAAGAACUGAACGCAAAGCUGUACAGCAACAGGGCGGCGGCACAUUUAAAUUUGGGUGAGAAGUUCUUAUUGUUUGUUAUCGAUGACUUAUGCCCCAAUUCACACCAGCUAAGUAUGUUUAAUUAAACCAGGUUUUCAAAAAUGACGAACAGAUAAGGAAAACUGGAAGACAUGCAGUUUUUCACACAGGAUUCAAAUGAAAUUCAUCAUGUUUUGUGUUAAGUUUGCACUAAAUUUACAACCAACUUAAGUCAGUAAGGAGCUUUCAUGAAGGAAACAGUUUUAAACCGUGUUUUAAUAACUGAACAGCUUUUAAACAUGUUUAAGCUUUGGUGUGAAUGGAUCCUCAGUUAUGUGUGAAUGGGGCCUCAGUUAUUAGUUGUCAGAUUGUAGUGAUGAAGGUUGCCCGGGGAGGUUACUUGGAUUAAUUUUUGCUGGGUUCGCGCCGAGGGCCUCUCAGAACCCCUAUCCCAUUAUGGUCUAUUCUGUGGCCAAAUAAAGAUCCCUUCUCGGUCACUUUUGGGGAAAUGUAAUUUUCGUGAUCCCAACUUAGUAACUUUCUGUUUACGCAUCUACUUUAUAAAGCCUUUCAACUAAGUCACGAUCACCCUGAAAUGAACUGACACAUUGGUUAAACUUUAUGCAAAAAUCUUCCCAUUUUUAAAUCCCUACCUACCUGAUCCCCCAAAUCCCGAAAAUUUGCGAUCCCAUUCUAGUAACUCUAAUAAAAAUGCAAUCCCAUUAUUGUCAAUCCAGCCGUGAAAAUGCGACCCCAUCCAGCGGCACAUUCCCAUUAGCCUAGUACUAGGAAGUACCCCCCGGGGAAAGGUUGGUAGGGUGGGGAGGGUAAGGUAACAUCUAUUGCCUUGCGUUUUGAAACGUUUUCCAUAUAAAGAUUAUUUUCAACGACCACAUCAUAACGCUUUAAACACUAAAAACUAUGGGAAAACAGCAAAACUGCCAAAGAUCAAACUGGAUUUUGCCGCGCGCAGUAGUUUAUAAUUUUUAGGUGCCUUGAUUUCGAUUGGCUUUAACUUUAAGAAACAUUAAUACUAGAGCCAGGAACGCCUGUAAUUUCUAUUGUAGCUUUAAACGGUUUUCAAUUUAGUGUGUGUUUGCUCUAAUAUGUAUUUUUUCUUAUAUAUUUUAAUCUGAAUUCUUAGUUACAGCAACCGGCCCUUUAUAGAGCACACCGGAGGGACCUUGAAUCGGUGUCCUCAUUAGCGAAAGUCCGUUUUAAAUAGCGGGAGUUUAUUUCAGUCAAACAACUAUAAUGUAUUUUUUUGCCUGGGAUUUAGCUGCUGUCCUUAUUUUCGGGGUGUCCGUUAGAACGGGGUGUCUGCAAGGCGAGAGUUGACUGUAUUAGAUUUUUAAUUGUUAGUCAGCAGGACCCCGUUGGUAACAGACCGUUGUGCUGAAGGGUUAUCCUAGAUAAAUUUAGGUUUCUGGGAAACUGCCCACCUACCCCUCCCCUAAGCCAACACUUUGCCUUAAGUGAGGAGUAAGUGUCAAUGUUAGCUUAGGGAAGGGGUAGGUGGGCAGUUUCCCAUAAACCUAAAUUGGUCCUAAAUUAGUUUAUUACUAUAUCACAAGUAGGUUGAAUAACUUAUUAUUAUUAUUAUUAUUAUUAUUAUUAUUAUUAUUAUUAUUAUUAUUAUUAUUAUUAUUAUUAUUAUUAUUAUUAUUAUUUUCAAACUCUCUUUACUGGUAGUGGCUAUGUAACUACGGUCAGGUUAAAGUGGCGCCAAGUAUUCGUCCAGUGCAGGGCCUGCCAUAACGCUAAGUGCUACGCCGAAUUCUUCUGGGCUGUUGUACAUUCAGGGGAGGAUCCAAGUCUUUGUAAGAAGGGUUGGCUGAUACCAAUCGACCACGAAACAAAGCGUUAAGUUUAGUUUGUCCUACAUGGCACCCCUAAAGCGUUAUAAUUGAGGAAAGAUGAAUAGGAACCUGUAACCCCGUAAAUUCUCACAAGUUGACAAAAUAGAAGAAAUAAUUACAUCACCAUCCUAAUCAUGUCUCUCAGUUGUAGUACAAGAUAUCACUAAUGAAACGGAAAUAAAGUGCAAAAUAAACUCUUCUAACAAACAUGUAAGUCGGUCAAAAAAGGUGCUAGCCUCCCAACCCACCAGGGUGGCAGAGGGGAUUUCCGUGACACGUGAUGGGACCCUGAGUAUCAGCGUGAUGUGUGAUCGAGCCCAUAUAAGCCACGUGAAGCGUGACUGGACAUAGCAGUGUGAUGUGUGAUUUACUAUUACUAAGUUUCCUUUGAAAUUUCCUUGAUGGUUAAUUUCGUUUGAAACUAGAAGCAGAGACAUUAAAAAUAGAUAGUUAUCACACCAACUUCUCGUCCUUUUUUUUUUUUCGUUCCUCGACCUCUGAUUUCCUCAGAUCAAAUGAUAAUAGGAUACUUGUAAAUGUAGUUAAUAGCAGGAGCCCAUAACCCGGAGCGUGCAAGUUCAAUGCGCUCGUGUCACGGCGUUUUCACGGACCAGUCCAUUUUCAGAACGGUUUUGGCGCAAAUUUUGAAUAUUUUUCAAAUUCCACAAACCAGUCCAUGAAAUGAAAAAAAAAAGGUCUAUAAAAACGCCGUGACAUAGGCCUAGUAUGGAAGUUGCUCGCUCCGUUUUAUGGGCUCCUGUUAAUAGUUUUAACUAUUAAAAUCUUUUAUUUUUCCGUGGUGCGUGAUAGCUUUGAAAAAAUCGGCAUGCUGUGUGAUAGGUAUCCCCCUUUGCCACCCUGGUCUACCUUCUCUGGCAUUUUGUUUUUCAUUUAAAUUCUUUUCACAGGAAAUUACACUGAAGCAAUAGAUGAUUCAAAAAGUGCCACAGACUUAGAUCAAUCUCUUUCAAAAGCUUUUGGACGAGGUAAUAAUCUCUAAUUAUGUGUACAGACAAUUGGACAUGUAGCGAAACCUUGAAAACUUGAGGAUGUUCAUAUUUUUGCCGUGUUGUAAGCACCACAAUACUACAAAAUUACAGUGUUUAUAUAGGAUGAAGUUCCAACCCAGAAAUUUGAAGGAAAUAAUGAGUAAAAACCCCUGAAACUUGCUCUGCUGUUAGUUGUUGGUAUAGUCUUUAUAAAGUUCACACGCAGUUCCGGGAAAUCUGUUCAAAUUCUUGCUCCAUACAACACACAUGGCCCAGACUCUGUGGGAGUUCGUUAGACUUUGCUAACAACAAGAACUUAAUUAUUGUUAGUACAACUCAAAAUCUUAAAUGUCGAUCGAUAAAACGGCUUCCAAAUGGCUCUAGAAGCCAAGAGACAGUAAAUAGCAAAACAAAAACACAAGGUGAGUCAUUUUAUUUCUGUGUUUGUCAAAAAAUGGAAUUUAGGACAUAUUUUGUUUAUUUCUGUACAUUCUCUUAUAAAUUCGAAGUCUAACGAACUCCCACAGAGUCCGGGCCGCCUGUACAUGCAAGAGUAUUUUCUCGUAUUCAAUUGAGCAGAUUUCCCAAAACUUAAUGUAGACAUUUCAGAUGACAACAACUAUAAAACUGCAGAGCAAGAUUCAGGGACUUAUAGCCGUUAUUUCCAAUAAAUUUGAGGGUCGGAACUUUAUCCCAUGCAAACACUGUAAAUUUGUCUUAUCAUGGUAUCGAUGUGGUAACGUGGAGCCUGGGUUAUAUUACCUGUGUGUUAAAUAGUAACCUGCGAUCCCGAGAAGGCCUGAUCGCAGACUCUAAAUCGUACCGUCGCUUCUUGAACUGAAAAUUUUUUUCAGUCUUGUUAUUUGUAUAAUUGAAAGAUUAUUAAGGUCAACAGAGGAUUACAUGGAGAUACCCUGUCUUCAAAUCCAUUACACCACCGCAGGAGCCCAUAUCCCGGAGGGAACAACUCCCAUACUAUGCCUUAUGUCACGGCGUUUUUAUGGACCAGUUUAUUUUUAGACACAUUUUAGAGCACUUUUUCACGCGAAAAUAGAAUUUCCAUCAUGUCUAUGAGCGCAUUCUAAAUAUAAGAUAUCAAAAGGAAAACUAAAGGCAAAAACACCAUUUUAGGUUUGUAAGUUUUGCUGACUGGUUUGUGGAAAUUAAAAGAUAUUCAAAAUUCGCGCCAAAACCGUUCUAAAAAUAAACCGGUCCGUGAAAACGCUGUGACACGAGCGCAUGGACGUUGCUCGCUCCGCGGGUUAUGGGCUCUUUACCAGCCAUUAUUCGGACAUUACAUAAUUCAAAUCUCUGUUCCAUUGUCGAUUACUGUGCUCAUUCAAUAUAACUAUUGCAAAUCCAUACGUAAAUGUAUUGUGUUAGAUAAAUUUAACUUCAUCAUGGUUUUACAGGAGCAGAAGUCUGCAUUCAGUUGAAAGCAUUUGCCGAGGCCAUCAGCUGGUGUGAUAAGGGAUUAGCCGUAUCUUUUAGCUUCUUUUGUUUACUGCAGCUGAUAGAAAAAUUUUCCUAGGAUCAUUCUUCGUUACAGCUUAAUAUAUCCCCUAUCAACGUUAUUAUUGAUGAUACUAAUAAUCAGUGACCUCGAAUCUUUCUCCUUGAUUUGCUUUGAUGAAAAGUUCUUCGAUAAUCAUUCACAAUCAUUUCAACUGCAAACUGUCGCUAUUGCCUCGAAUCUCUAAAAGGGAGGAUUAGUCACAUGACUAAAGGGGCGCUUGGAAUGGUCACCUGAGCUAAAGAAAAAUGUAAAUAACUUCAAACGUGCGCGAUUGGUUUCUUGUGAUUUUGGCGGUAUUAGCGCAAAAGCCGUAUCCUAUUUAGGCUUGUGUGCGCGUCCCUGUAUUCUUGCAGCGUUCUGUUAGGAUUAAGUUUAGGUGGCCUGGGGACCACACUUAAGAUACGUAGCACAUCUUGCUCCAUGUAAGGUAAUCCCAGGAUUUCAUUCAGUGUCUUCUGGAUUCCAGGAGCAAGAUUCUGGAUUCCUUGUCAGGAGAACUUGGAUUCCGGAUUCGAAUCGUUAACGGAUUUCCGGAUUCCUUGAGCUAAAUUCCAAAGCCCAGGAUUCUAGAUUUCAUAAGAAAAAAUUUCUCAGGUUCAGGAACCCGGGUGACCUUACAAGAGGCGACACAUCUAGGAUCUCACCGGGGAAAGCUGACACUAAGGCAAUCUCUUUGCUUUGUAGUAAUUUGUUUCACAUUUGCUAGCUUUAUUUCCAUUUUAAUAAAAGUUAUUUAACAGUUUAACUUUUAAAAGAUCGACCCGAAUGAUCAGAAGUUGUUGGAAUUGCGGAGCAGAUCAGAGAGAGAACAAAGGAAA
This is a messenger RNA of Porites evermanni, 5309 nucleotides long. NCBI's taxonomy places the organism in Eukaryota, Metazoa, Cnidaria, Anthozoa, Scleractinia, Poritidae. The record is from the annotation of a GenBank genome assembly.